Messenger RNA from Tuber aestivum (summer truffle), 542 nucleotides. The record is from the annotation of a GenBank genome assembly. Lineage: Eukaryota; Fungi; Ascomycota; Pezizomycetes; Pezizales; Tuberaceae.
AUGACGCAAUGCGGCCGGAAUUUUGAGAGAACGCGUGGAGGGGCAAGAUUCGAUCACCGACCCGUUACACUGUUCGAAUUGGGAGGGCUCGCUCCGCUCAGGAAAGAAGACUCCGCCAGCCCAGCCGAAGAAGGUGUUUGGAGAGUAUCCUGCUGCGCAGCAGGGUGCAUACCGCUACCAAGGAGUUGUGGACUUAGCCCAGCGAGUUUAAACCCUUUGGUCAGACUGCGGCGGUGGUGGUGGAUACGCGGGGGUAUGCAAGCGUUUCUAAGAUUGUGUCGAAUAUCCAAUGCUAGCAGGAAAAGAUUUGCGAGUUGAUUGACUUUGAGAAGCAAGAGGUGGGCUUGAAGCAGCCAUGGCAGGUGACCCCAGUCGGCAAUCUCAGGCACUUCCGGAACGCACCGCACAGGUCCCCCGCCGGGGCAACGGCUAAUUGUGACUGGUUCGCAUGGAGUGAUCGCGGAUAUGUUAGGUCGGGGCGAUGCCGAUGGAGGAGCGUCGUGGCAGGAGCUCAGCCAUUAUGGAAAGCCAAAAAUUUCUGA